Talaromyces rugulosus is the source of this 1338-nucleotide messenger RNA. RefSeq lists its product as uncharacterized. Gene Ontology annotation, biological process: regulation of mRNA processing; protein phosphorylation; spliceosomal complex assembly. The transcript has a single exon. Bases 1 to 1338 code for a protein of 445 amino acids. The record is from RefSeq and is a predicted model, not a curated record. Lineage: Eukaryota; Fungi; Ascomycota; Eurotiomycetes; Eurotiales; Trichocomaceae. Gene Ontology annotation, molecular function: ATP binding; protein kinase activity.
AUGGCCGCAUUCAACUUGAUGGCAAGCAGUGACGAUUUUAAUACCCGUCUCCUAUACGAACCUCUCGAGGGAGUCGAAAGACUUGAGAACUAUCGACAGGGGGGCUAUCACCCUGUACAAAUUGGAGAUCAAUUUCAUGGUCGAUAUCGAGUUGUUCAUAAGCUGGGAUAUGGCUCCUAUUCAACUACAUGGCUGGCCCGAGAUGAGCAAUCCUCCAAUAGAUACGUUGUAGUCAAAGUCUGCACAGCAAACUCAAACCCAAAGGAUGAAGUGGACAUUAUAUCCACCCUCGCUCAGCGUCCUCAUUGUUCUCUAGCAAACAAUAACAACAAUCCCGCAAAGACGACGAUGAUGAUAGUACCUUUGGUCCUAGACAGGUUCACCAUUCAUGGCCCAAAUGGCAAUCAUGCUUGCUACGUUGCGGCGCCGGUGGCGAGGGCUAGCCUCUCCCAGGUGAAAGAUGGUUCGUGGAUUCGCCUUUUCCAGCUUGACGUGGCCCGGUCAUUGGCUGCGCAACUCGUUCUUGUUGUGGAUUAUGUACAUGCUCAAGGAAUUGUGCAGGGAGACCUGCACCUAGGCAAUAUUCUUUUAAAAGUCCCGCCCACUUUUGACCAGAUCUCACUCGAACAAUUGUAUGGGAAAUAUGGAGAACCGGAGCUUGACCCAGUUGUUCAUCUAGAUGGCCGUCGUCGUCCGAUUCCUACUCCUGGUGUCCCAUCCCACGGCAUUGCGCCCAUAUGGCUGGGGGAAGCAAGCGAGGAAAUCACACUUGCAGAAGCCAGGAUCUUGCUUUCAGACUUUGGCGAAGCGUUUUCAUACUCAAAAGAAGAGCCAAAAUGCGAAUCUCGCACUCCACUAGUUAUUCGUUCGCCGGAGGCUCGGUUUGAACCAAAUAAACCUCUAUCCUUUUCAUCAGACAUCUGGACUCUUGCCUGUACCAUAUGCUCUAUCAUCGCUCAGCGGCCGUUGUUUGAAGGAUUUCUCGCGACCGAGGACGACAUGACCUGUGAGCAUGUCGAUACUCUUGGUAUUCUUCCACCUGAAUGGUGGAGGAAGUGGGAGGCGCGGCGAGAAAAAUUUACCGAGGAUGGCAAGCCAAUAAACCGCAAUCCUUUCCGAUCUUGGGACGAUCGGUUUGAGGAUAGCGUGCAACAGCCCAGGCGAGAUAGUGGGAUGCCGAUGUUUGACGCAAGAGAGAGGGAUGCUAUCUUCGACAUGCUACGGCCGACGCUCCUAUUCAGACCCGAGAAUCGUCCUACUACCCGGCAGAUUCUCGGGUCAGAAUGGAUGGUAAAAUGGGCUCUGCCUGAAUUUGGCAAGAUUCAAAAUGAUGUAUGA